Messenger RNA from Caenorhabditis briggsae, 1461 nucleotides. Lineage: Eukaryota; Metazoa; Nematoda; Chromadorea; Rhabditida; Rhabditidae. The record is from RefSeq and is a predicted model, not a curated record. Bases 1 to 1461 code for a protein of 486 amino acids. The transcript is spliced from 9 exons.
AUGACUGGUUUUCAUAGGAAUGUGGAAGAAUUGUUCCAAGAAGCAGCACCAGACAUGACACCGGAUAAAGCAAAAAUUCUGGAACGAAUUGUGAGAAGCAUCACAAAAGCCACCAACUACUACAGCAAUCCGUCAGUCCACAAGGAGCUAAUUAAUUUGGAGAAAACUGCUGAGAAGGAGUUUAGCGAAAAAAAAUCUGCAAUUGGUGGGCAAUUGCUUGAAUUCAUGAGCAAUAAAAGUACCUCGGAAAUCCUCGAUCAUUCAAAACUCUUCAACCUUCACGCCGACUGCAUUUUCUUGACGGAGCAGUUGAAAGAAGCGAAGCAUCUCAAAACCACUGCUGAAUUUGAAUAUCUACAGCAAGAUGCAUUGAUAGCGCAUCAAAAAGAGAUGAACAUUUUGAAGCACAAAAAAGAGUUCAGUUUGCAAUCGGAAAUCUUGGAAAUGUUGGAAAACGCUCAUCUUGAUAGAACUUCAGAGAUGUUCGAAGAAUCGCAUGGUCCAACUCAGACGAUCAGUGGACCGAUGUCGUUGGCCCAACACCUCAAAGAAAUCGAGGAACUUUUUCAUGAAGCCGCUCCACUCAUGACCAAUGAGCAGCUCGAGCAACUUUCCAAUAUUCAAAAAAGCCUUGUCCAAGGCACGAUAAUGAGCAUUUCGGAGGCGAACGUUCAGCAAGAGAAGACAAUUGACGACAUUCAAAAAAACAAAAGAACGAUUGUCAUGCAGCUGAUGAAAGAAACUGCAGAGCUCCUGUCUAGACGGAAACCUCGAAACGGAUCGCAACGGAUUCAAUUGGAUAUCAGUAAAGUUAAGCUUGAACUACUGGAACUGGAAGACAAUAAGCAGUACGCCGACGAGCAAUAUGUCCGCACGUCCUGCGGAAAAAAGUUGGACAGCUACAUUCAUAUGAUUGCUGUGUCAACGGCAGAAAUUAAGGACAGAGCUGCUGACUCCAGCCGGCGAGUCGAUGAGAAUUGGAAUCAUCAGCAUCAAGUACAAAAAUUCUGGAAAUCUAGUUGUCUCAGACUGUUUCAGAUGUCAAACGACGACGAUGAACCAUUUGAGAAUCUGAUGAAAGAGAUCGACAAGCUGUUUGAAGAGGCAGAUGAAAAUCGAAAACUUCAAAAGGAAGCAGACAAAGAAAUUGCAACCGCCGCCACCCGCCAAGAUGCAGUGUUUAAUGAGGAAAUGGAAGAAAUUGAGAAAUUUCUCAGCGAUAUCAGAAACGCUGAUAAACUGCAACUUGUGGAGCUCAAACUUGAUCAGAUGCAUCUACGUCGCCGACAUGCUGUUGCAACAAAACUCUUGAAUGAGGCAAUCGUGAAGAGAGCAAAGAUGUCAUUAAUCAACGAGAGGCUAAUCAAAAGAAAACAAGAAAAAGAAGAUAUUGCAAAAUUGGAGAGGGAUCUUCUGGAACACAGACUCCAGACAAGAAUUACUUUGAAAUUGAAACUCUAA